AUGUUGAAGUUCAAGUAUGGAAGAGUCCGAAAUCCUCCUGAAGCUGAUGCUGCUGAACCCAUUGCCAGCCGGGCCUUGAGGCUGAAUCUUCUCUUUCAGGGGAAGCCGCCCUUUCUGCCUCAACAGCAGCUGUCCCCCCUCUCCCGAGAAGCCAUGUUGGAUGCCCUCCUGGCUCUCUUUGACGAGUGCAGCCAGCCUGCUCUGAUGAAGAUCAAACACGUGGGCAGUUUCGUCCGGAAGUAUGCCAAUGCCAUUGCAGAGCUGCGGGAGCUGCAGCCCUCAGCCAAGGACUUUGAGGUCCGAAGCCUCGUGGGGUGUGGCCACUUUGCCGAGGUACAGGUGGUACGAGAGCGAGCGACGGGGGACAUCUAUGCCAUGAAGGUCAUGAAGAAGAAGGCCCUGUUGGCCCAGGACCAGGUCAUGGAAUAUCAGCCUGGCGGGGACUUGCUGUCACUUCUGAACCGAUACAAGGACCAGUUAGAUGAAAGCAUGCUUCAGUUCUACCUGGCUGAGCUGAUCUUGGCUGUUCACAGCGUUCACCAGAUGGGCUAUGUUCACCGGGACAUCAAGCCUGAGAACAUUCUCAUUGACCGGACUGGCCACAUCAAAUUGGUGGAUUUUGGAUCUGCUGCUAAAAUGAACUCCAAUAAAAUGGUGGAAGCCCAACUCCCGAUUGGGACCUCAGAUUACAUGGCCCCCGAAGUGUUGACUGUGAUGAACAAGGCGGGCAAAGGCUCCUACAGCCUGGAGUGUGACUGGUGGUCCGUGGGCGUUGUCACCUAUGAAAUGCUUUAUGGCCAGUCCCCGUUCACCGGGGACACGUCGGCCUGCACCUUCAAUAACAUUAUGAACUUCCAGCUAGCCAACUUGCCCCGGCCCCUCCAGCUCCGCUCUCCAGCAGCCACUGCCUCCCUCUGCAGCCAUGGUAACCCGGCUUCUGGCCAGCUGCACCCCCGGGAGCACUUGGCGACAAUGGGCAGCCCGCUGGUGACAGCUCCUCCCCCCUUCGUUCCCACCCUCGAGUCUGACGAUGACACCUCCAAUUUUGAUGAGCCAGAGAAGAAUUCCUGGGUUCCGUCCUCAUCCCCUUCGUGCCAGCUGAGCCCCCCACCUGGCUUCCGGGGCGAAGGGCUGCCGUUCCUGGGGUUCGCCUACAGCCGGGCUCCGGGGCUGCUCGGUCGAUCGGAGCCAGCCGUGUUGGGUGUUGACUCCCCUGCCAAGAUCAGCUCCAUGGAAAAGAAACUCCUCAUCAAAAGCAAAGAGCUGCAAGACUCCCAGGACAAGUGCCACAAGAUGGAGCAGGAAAUGACGCGGUUACACCGGCGCGUGUCAGAGGUGGAGGCCGUGCUUAGUCAGAAGGAGGUGGAGCUGAAGGCCUCUGAGACUCAGCGAUCCCUCCUGGAACAGGACCUUGCCACCUACAUCACAGAAUGCAGUAGCUUAAAGCGAAGUCUGGAGCAGGCGCGCAUGGAGGUGUCCCAGGAGGAUGACAAGGCGCUGCAGCUUCUGCACGACAUCAGAGAGCAGAGCCGGAAGCUCCAGGAAAUCAAAGAGCAGGAGUACCAGGCUCAGGUGGAAGAGAUGAGGUUGAUGAUGAGCCAGCUGGAGGAGGACCUGGUCUCGGCGAGGAGAAGGAGCGAUCUCUACGAGUCCGAGUUGCGAGAGUCGAGGCUGGCAGCGGAGGAGUUCAAGAGGAAAGCCACCGACUGCCAGCACAAACUGCUGAAGGCUAAAGAUCCAGGGAAGCCAGAAGUCGGGGAAUAUUCCAAAUUGGAGAAGAUCAAUGUUGAGCAGCAGCUCAAAAUCCAGGAGCUCCAAGAGAAGCUGGAAAAGGCGGUCAAAGCCAGCACGGAGGCCACCGAGCUGCUGCAGAACAUCCGGCAGGCCAAGGAGCGAGCAGAGCGCGAGCUGGAAAGGCUGCAGAACCGGGAGGACUCAUCUGAAGGCAUCAAAAAGAAGCUGGUGGAAGCUGAGGAACGCCGCCAUUCUCUGGAGAACAAGGUAAAGAGGCUAGAGACCAUGGAGCGUAGAGAGAACAGACUGAAGGAUGACAUCCAGACAAAGUCCCAACAGAUCCAGCAGAUGGCUGAUAAAAUUCUGGAGCUGGAAGAGAAGCACCGGGAGGCCCAGGUCUCGGCCCAGCACCUGGAGGUCCACCUGAAACAGAAGGAGCAGCACUAUGAGGAGAAGAUCAAAGUGUUGGACAGUCAGAUCAAGAAAGACCUGGCGGAUAAGGAGACCCUGGAGAACAUGAUGCAGAGACAUGAAGAGGAGGCCCAUGAGAAGGGCAAGAUCCUCAGCGAGCAGAAGGCGAUGAUCAAUGCCAUGGAUUCCAAGAUCAGAUCCCUGGAGCAGAGGAUUGUGGAAUUGUCAGAAGCCAAUAAGCUGGCAGCCAACAGCAGCCUCUUCACCCAGAGGAACAUGAAGGCCCAGGAAGAGAUGAUUUCCGAGCUCAGGCAGCAGAAGUUCUACUUGGAAACGCAGGCGGGGAAGCUGGAAGCCCAGAACCGGAAGCUGGAGGAGCAGCUGGAGAAGAUCAGCCACCAGGACCACAGCGACAAGAGUCGGCUGCUGGAGCUGGAGACAAGGUUGCGAGAGGUCAGCCUUGAGCACGAGGAGCAGAAGCUGGAACUGAAGCGCCAGCUCACGGAGCUGCAGCUGUCUCUGCAGGAGCGAGAGUCUCAGCUGACGGCCCUGCAGACAGCCCGAGCUGCCCUCGAGAGCCAGCUGCGCCAGGCCAAGACUGAGCUGGAGGAGACCACGGCAGAAGCCGAGGAGGAGAUUCAGGCCCUCACGGCACACAGAGAUGAAAUCCAGCGCAAAUUCGACGCCCUUCGUAACAGCUGUACCGUCAUCACCGACCUAGAGGAGCAGCUCAACCAGCUCACAGAGGACAACGCAGAGCUCAACAACCAGAACUUCUAUUUGUCCAAACAACUCGACGAAGCGUCAGGCGCCAGCGAUGAGAUCGUGCAGCUCCGCAGCGAGGUGGACCACCUCCGCCGGGAGAUCACAGAACGGGAGAUGCAGCUCACCAGCCAGAAGCAAACGAUGGAGGCGCUGAAGACCACCUGCACGAUGCUGGAGGAGCAGGUCAUGGACCUGGAGGCCCUGAACGAUGAGCUGCUGGAGAAAGAGCGGCAGUGGGAGGCCUGGAGGAGUGUCCUGGGCGACGAGAAGUCCCAGUUCGAGUGCCGUGUGCGGGAGCUGCAGCGAAUGCUGGACACGGAGAAGCAGAGCCGGGCUCGCGCUGACCAGCGGAUUACUGAGUCGCGCCAGGUGGUGGAGCUGGCUGUGAAGGAGCACAAGGCUGAGAUCCUAGCUCUACAGCAGGCUCUCAAGGAACAGAAGCUGAAAGCUGAGAGCCUCUCGGACAAGCUCAACGAUCUGGAGAAGAAACACGCCAUGCUGGAAAUGAAUGCACACAGCCUGCAGCAGAAGCUGGAGACAGAGCGGGAGCUCAAGCAGAGGCUGCUGGAAGAGCAAGCCAAACUCCAGCAGCAAAUGGACUUGCAGAAGAACCACAUUUUCCGCCUGACGCAAGGACUGCAGGAGGCACUAGACCGGGCCGACCUUCUGAAGAAUGAAAGGAGCGAUCUGGAAUAUCAGCUCGAAAACAUUCAGGUUCUCUACUCUCACGAAAAGGUGAAGAUGGAAGGCACUAUUUCUCAACAAACCAAACUCAUUGAUUUCUUGCAAGCCAAAAUGGACCAACCUGCCAAAAAGAAGAAGGUCCCUCUGCAGUACAAUGAGCUGAAGGUGGCUCUGGAGAAGGAGAAAGCUCGCUGCGCCGAGCUGGAGGAAGCCCUCCAAAAGACUCGCAUCGAACUCCGCUCAGCCCGGGAGGAAGCUGCCCACCGGAAGGCCGCCGACCACCCGCACCCAUCGACGCCGGCCACAGCGAGGCAACAGAUCGCCAUGUCCGCCAUCGUGCGGUCCCCUGAGCACCAGCCCAGUGCCCUGAGCCUGCUUGCACCGCCCUCCAGUCGCCGGAAGGAGUCUUCCACCCCCGAAGAAUUCAGCCGGCGUCUGAAGGAGCGCAUGCACCAUAACAUUCCUCACCGGUUCAACGUGGGACUGAACAUGCGAGCUACCAAGUGCGCCGUGUGUCUGGAUACAGUGCACUUCGGACGCCAGGCCUCCAAAUGCCUCGAGUGCCAGGUGAUGUGCCACCCCAAGUGUUCCACAUGCCUGCCGGCCACCUGCGGGCUGCCUGCCGAGUACGCCACGCAUUUUACUGAUGCCUUCUGCCGAGACAAGAUGAACUCCCCGGGGUUGCAGGCCAAGGAUCCCAGUGGCAGCUUGCACCUGGAAGGCUGGAUGAAGGUGCCCAGGAAUAACAAGCGAGGGCAGCAAGGCUGGGACCGAAAGUACAUCGUCCUGGAGGGAUCCAAAGUCCUCAUUUAUGAUAACGAGGCCAGAGAAGCUGGACAGAGGCCGGUGGAGGAAUUUGAACUGUGCCUUCCUGACGGGGACGUCUCCAUUCACGGUGCUGUUGGUGCUUCUGAGCUCGCCAACACAGCCAAAGCAGAUGUCCCCUACGUCCUGAAGAUGGAGUCCCACCCGCACACUACCUGCUGGCCUGGGAGGUCCCUCUACCUGCUGGCUCCCAGCUUCCCUGACAAGCAGCGCUGGGUCACUGCCUUAGAAUCGGUUGUCGCAGGUGGGAGAGUGUCUAGGGAAAAGGCAGAAGCCGACGCUAAACUGCUGGGAAACUCCCUGCUAAAACUGGAAGGCGACGAGCGCCUGGACAUGAACUGCACACUGCCCUUCAGCGACCAGGUGGUGCUGGUGGGCACCGAAGAAGGGCUGUAUGCACUGAAUGUCCUGAAAAACGCCCUCACCCACGUCCCGGGCAUCGGUGCCGUCUUCCAAAUCUAUAUCAUCAAGGACCUGGAGAAGCUCCUCAUGAUAGCAGGAGAAGAGCGGGCCCUGUGCCUCGUGGACGUGAAGAAGGUCAAACAGUCGCUCGCACAGUCACACCUGCCCGCCCAGCCUGACGUCUCGCCCCAAGUGUUUGAAGCUGUCAAGGGUUGCCACCUCUUUGCUGCUGGCAAGAUCGAGAGCGGCCUCUGCAUCUGUGCAGCUAUGCCCAGCAAAGUCGUCAUCCUCCGCUAUAACGAAAACCUCAGCAAAUACUGCAUCCGGAAAGAAAUAGAGACCUCGGAGCCAUGCAGCUGUAUCCACUUCACCAACUACAGCAUCCUUGUGGGGACCAACAAGUUCUAUGAGAUCGACAUGAAGCAGUACACGCUGGAGGAAUUCCUGGACAAGAACGACCACUCGUUGGCGGCCGCCGUGUUCGCCUCUGCAUCCAACAGCUUCCCAGUGUCCAUUGUACAAGUGAACAGUGCUGGGCAGCGGGAGGAGUACCUGCUCUGCUUCCACGAGUUUGGCGUGUUCGUGGACUCCUAUGGCAGACGCAGCCGCACUGAUGACCUCAAGUGGAGCCGCUUACCUCUGGCCUUCGCCUACCGAGAGCCCUACCUGUUCGUGACGCACUUCAACUCCUUGGAAGUCAUCGAAAUCCAGGCCCGCUCCUCCCUUGGGACCCCUGCCCGAGCUUAUCUGGAAAUCCCCAACCCGCGCUACCUGGGCCCGGCCAUUUCCUCAGGCGCCAUCUACCUGGCCUCCUCCUACCAGGAGAAGCUGAGGAUCAUUUGCUGCAAAGGCAACCUGGUGAAGGAGUCGGGUACCGACCACCGCCGUGGCACCUCCACAUCCCGCAGCAGCCCCAACAAGCGAGGCCCGCCUACCUACAACGAGCACAUCACCAAGCGUGUGGCCUCCAGCCCAGCGCCCCCUGAAGGCCCCAGCCACCCACGGGAGCCAAGCACACCCCACCGCUACCGAGAGGGCCGGACGGAGCUGCGUAGGGACAAGUCCCCCGGCCGGCCCCUGGAGCGUGAGAAGUCGCCGGGCCGGGUGCUCAGCACGCGGAGGGAGCGGUCCCCAGGGCGACUGUUUGAGGAUAGCAGCAGGGGGCGGCUCCCGGUGGGCGCCGUGAGGACUCCGCUGUCCCAGGUCAACAAGGUCUGGGACCAGUCCUCAGUCUAAACCUUAGCCCGAACCUGACUCAGCUCACAUCUGCAGGAAAACAGCACCCCACUCUGGAACUCCACUGAAGGGGGCACCACGUUGGGGCGCCUAUGUCUGCUCAGCUGCCCCCAUGGCACAGCUGGACCAGAGCCAGCUUCCCAGGCGCCUGACCCGGCCCGGCCCGGCCCAGGGGACGGGGACAGGGACUGGAGGGGGCUGAGGCCCCAGAAACCUGCCCACGGCUCUCCACGCAGGGCUCCUCUCUCAAAGCUCUCACGGGCUUGGCCUCCGCUCUUGUCCCCUGUGCCGUGAGUCUGAGGGCCCUGGAGUCAGACUCCAACUCAGAAGUGACUUUCUGACCCCGGCCUGGUUCUCCUCCAGUGGGCUCAGGCCCCGUUGGCUUUUCCUUUUGUUUAAUGACCACUGACCUCCUCUUCCUCCUCCUCCUCCUCCUCCUCCUCCUCCUUCUCA
Messenger RNA from Suncus etruscus (white-toothed pygmy shrew), 6510 nucleotides. RefSeq names its product citron rho-interacting serine/threonine kinase (gene CIT). Gene Ontology annotation, biological process: actomyosin structure organization; peptidyl-threonine phosphorylation. Lineage: Eukaryota; Metazoa; Chordata; Mammalia; Eulipotyphla; Soricidae. Gene Ontology annotation, molecular function: ATP binding; protein serine/threonine kinase activity. The transcript is spliced from 46 exons. The record is from RefSeq and is a predicted model, not a curated record. Gene Ontology annotation, cellular component: cytoskeleton; cytoplasm. The coding region runs from base 1 to 6057 and encodes 2018 amino acids.